Messenger RNA from Anopheles moucheti, 3510 nucleotides. It is a transcript of the gene hrg, whose product is annotated as poly(A) polymerase type 3. Gene Ontology annotation, molecular function: RNA binding; poly(A) RNA polymerase activity. Gene Ontology annotation, cellular component: nucleus. The record is from RefSeq and is a predicted model, not a curated record. Lineage: Eukaryota; Metazoa; Arthropoda; Insecta; Diptera; Culicidae. The transcript has 9 exons. Bases 301 to 2427 code for a protein of 708 amino acids.
UACAUUCUACCCGUAUCUGAUCAUGCACACGGUUUAGCAAACGAUCGGUUAAAUAUACAUAAUUCAAUUAUCUGCCGUCUUAUAUCUCCUAUUGGGUAUUACGAGAACAGAUUAACGUGAACGUGAAGUGUAAUGGUGAUUUAAGGACGAGUGCAAUCGACUGCCAAGUGGUGAAACUGCGUCACCCCAACAAAAAACUACGGUGAUUGUUCUUCCUUUGUUGACGUACUUAAGGAGCUGUUCCGGAUCGGUAGUUUAAUAUUUGUGGCUGCACGAGUGCAAUCAAUUAGCUCCGCGAAAAUGUGGAACUCGGAGCGAUCCCAGCCGAAUGGUGGUGGUUCCGGUUCGGCCACCAAAACGCUCGGCAUGACGUCAGCGAUUAGCACGGCUGAGCCAAAACCGGAAGAUAUUCAAAAGACAAAGGAACUGGAAAAAGGUUUAGAACCAUACAAUGUGUUCGAGGCUGAGGAGGAACUUAAUCAUCGAAUGGAAAUAUUGGCCAAGCUAAACACACUCGUCAAACAGUGGGUACGCGAUGUGUCCAUUGCGAAGAACAUGCCCGAGGCAAUGGCCGAAAAGUUGGGCGGUAAAAUAUACACAUUCGGUUCGUACCGGCUCGGAGUGCACCAUAAAGGGGCGGAUAUUGAUGCCCUGUGCGUAGCGCCACGCAAUAUAGAGCGGUCCGAUUAUUUCGGUUCGUUUUUCGAGCUGCUAAAGCAGCAACCCGAAGUCACCGAGUGCAGGGCCGUUGAGGAAGCGUUCGUACCUGUUAUCAAGAUGAACUUUGAUGGCAUUGAGAUUGAUCUGCUGUUCGCACGACUAGCGCUGAAGGAAAUUCCCGAUAAUUUCGACUUGCGGGACGAUAUGUUGCUGAAGAACCUUGACCAGAAGUCGGUACGCAGUCUGAACGGAUGUCGAGUGACGGAUGAAAUUCUGCGGCUCGUACCAAAUAUUGACAAUUUUCGAUUAGCACUGCGGACGAUUAAACUGUGGGCAAAAAGACACGGAAUCUAUUCCAACUCUCUUGGUUAUUUCGGCGGUGUAUCUUGGGCAAUGUUGGUGGCCCGAACCUGUCAGCUCUACCCAAACGCAGUAGCGGCUACGCUUGUGCACAAGUUUUUCCUCGUAUUCUCGCGUUGGAAGUGGCCCCAACCCGUCCUGCUCAAGCAGCCCGACAACGUAAAUCUCGGCUUUAUGGUAUGGGAUCCACGGGUAAAUGUGCAGGAUCGGUUUCACCUGAUGCCAAUCAUCACACCAGCAUAUCCGCAGCAAAAUUCAACCUUCAACGUAUCGAGCUCGACGCGCAAGGUGAUGCUAAUGGAGUUCAAUCGUGGCAUGCAAAUUACGGACGACAUUAUGAUGGGCAAGCAAAUGUGGGAAAAGUUAUUCGAGGCGCCGAGUUUCUUCUACCGGUAUCGUCAUUUUAUCGUGUUGCUAGUUACCUCGAGCAAUGCCGAUGAUCACCUUGAAUGGUGCGGUCUGGUAGAGUCCAAGAUACGCUAUCUGAUAUUAAACCUCGAGCGUAAUCAACACAUCAAUCUAGCACACGUCAAUCCGAAGUGCUACGAACAGCAUGAACAAAAUGCGGCCACCACACUGAGCGGUGCGGAUGGUAAACCGAACCCAUUCUGUUCGCUCUGGUUCAUUGGGCUGGAGUUUGAACGGUCCGAAAACCUGAACGUCGAUCUUACCGAAAGCAUACAAAAUUUCACCGAUUCCGUACAUAAACAUGCGGUGCACAUUAAGCUGCUAAAGGAUGGUAUGAAGAUCGAAGCCAGACAUGUGCGGCGGAAGCAGCUGACACAAUACCUUGACCCGAAUCUGUUGAAACGUGAGCGUAAGAUAUCGGACGGUUACACACAGUGCAGCAGUGCGGGCGGUGGAAAUUCCAACGGGUCAGCGUCGCCCGCCGAUGCUGCUUCGCGUAAACGAAAGUCGAGCGAUCUUACCUCUGCCACCGUCAGCAGUCCGAUUGCUGCUUCCUCUGUGGGCAGUAAUGGAAGUGCUAGUAAAAAGCGACGUAACGAUUCCUUCGACGGUACCUCGAAUGGUAGUUUCUGCAGCACCUCGUCGACAACGGUUGGGCAAACUGGCGACACGCAAAACACGGAAGCGAACGAUUCAAACACCACUGCUGAUUCCAAUGCUGCCACAUCCCAGAGCACCACCGCCACACCGUCCGCCAGCACCUCUCCCGCUUCGUCAGCGAACGGCGGUAGGGAUGAAGGCAUCGCUCCUUCCACACCCUCCGAAGAGCCACCGUCUAGUGCCGGAAUGCUCGAUGAAGAGAAUGCAUUCGAAGGGUCAGCCACCGCAUCCAGCACGAAUGGCAAUGGCACCAGUAACAAUGGUAGUGAUAGUACUAGCGGUAACAAUUCGAGCACGACACCGGCAGCUACGACAUCGGCGGAGGUUGCCUGCUCUUGACUGACUCAUCGCCAAGCGAUGUAUCACGGUGGAGAACCAUCUUCCGAUGGGCGAUCUCCAGAUGACGACGAGUGUGAUGGUGAUGUUAGUAAUAACGAUCGGGUAGAAAGAAACGUUGCUGUAUCAGCUACCGCUGUUGCUGCUCUCGUUGCUUAAUUGCUCGUACCGUGAGGGAAUAAGCUGAAGGUGACAAACGAAAACCUGAUGACGAAGAAAUGAAGGUAAUUGUUGAACAAAAACAAACUAUAAAAUACACACAUAUAAAACGGUCCAGACGGUGCGCAAUACUACUACGGCAACUGACUGAUAAAAAAACUUUAGAAGGUUGAAGAGUGAAAUGCUGUUUGGAUGUAGCACCGAGGAAAAUAUAAUCCAAUGUAUAUAAGCGAUAUAGAAUGGAAUGGAUCAUAGCUAUUGCACGUAGAAUGGAUAUUUCUAUCGAAUAUGAUGGGACGGACUUGCCGACAUGGUGGAGAUGCGCAUGGUAUCGUUUCUUGCAGUAUAGAUGUACUUUAUUAAGGUAAGAUAGACUCCCCUCGGUUUUCAUCCACUCCCGCUUCAUCCCAUUGAAGGAUGAAGAAGGAAAGCAAUGCAGCAACAGAAGUACGACAUUGCUUACAAAGAAAAAAAAUAAGUAAAGAGCAAACUAUCUGCCUCGAGCUGGUAGAAUGGUAGAAGGACUAGUUUAUUUUACUUUCUCCCAUUCUUUAUAAGCGUAGUAACGGCUCACUCAUAACGUGGAUUGACCGGCGGCAUACCGGAAAGCCUGAGAAGCAUCCUGACAUCAGACAACAGCCAGGAUUCAGGAGCAAGAAUGGUCACGGCAAAGGUUAAUAUUUAACUUUUCCGACCUUGGAAAUUGGCUGUACGCAUUGGUUCAAUGCAUAUAGUAGCAGAAGUAGAUUAUAUGAAGUGACAACAAGCUUUAGUUCUUGUAUGGCAAGGGAAUGGAUGCGAUUUGUACAUAAUUUUUGAUAGAUUAGAUGAGUGGUAGGAAUUACACUCAAUGAUGAUGGACGGUAUAACAUAAAUGAACCUAGCAAAGGCGAAGAGAGCAGCAAGGAGAGGGAAAUGUUAUAAAUG